AUGAUUCCUGCAAAUAUCUCCAUCCCACUCGACAGUGUCGCCUACGUCAACGGCAAGGUAUGGACCGUCGACGCCCACCAACCCUGGGCGGAAGCCUUCAUCGUCACGCCCUCUGCCAAAUUCGCCGUCAUAGGCUCGACCGAGGAAAUCAACAGGCACAUCCAGUCCUCGCAACUCAUCACCGUCGACCUCAACGGCUCCUUUGUUAUGCCCGGCAUGCACGACUCCCACGUCCACACCUUCCAUUCGGGCCUGCAUAUCCUCAGCGAUGUAAACAUGGACUUUGAGACCAACUCAAGCACGCUGAACAGACACAUGCACGAGGGUUUUGGCGCCUGUGCGUUUCACCAUACGUAUGAGGACUGGAUUGUUGGCGUUUUGGAUUUGGUCGAGGACUAUGAUCGUUCGUUGCUGGAUGGGGAUUGGCCUGACAAUCCCGUGCUUGUGCACGGAGGUGGCGGACACGUCAAGUAUCUCAACACUGCUGCGCUCGAGAGGCUGGGCUUCAAUGUCAGCGGGGAGGAGGAUGGGGACCGACGACUCUUUGGCCGCAGACCGGAUGGCUCCUUGACUGGGGCCAUCAGUGGGCAAAGAGCCAUGGGCGAUGUGAGCCUGGGCGUUCCGCGCCCGUCACUGUCGCAUGUCAAGAGAGCACUUUUACGGGCAUCGAAAGAGCUGCACCGCAACGGAGUGACAUCGGUCCAGGAGGCAGCUGCCGGCCGACUCUUCCUCGAGGCAGUACGCGAUCUCGACCACGAAGGCCAGCUCAAGAUGGACUACUCGACGCACAUUUUGUUCCGCAACGAAUGGCUCACAAGCGAAGUGCGGGAGGACCCAGACGAGAUCAUUGCCAUGGCAGAAGAGUAUGCGAGUACGCAUGUCGAUACCCGCUUCGUCAAGGUCAUGAUGGAUGGCGCUCCAUUCUCCAUUAAAAAUACAAUGUCGUCUCUCGACGCACAGGGCAACAUCGACACGUCGACGCUGUUGGAGCCUGCCAUUGCUGACAAGUUGGAGAAGUGGGACAGUGCGGGUAUGAGCUGUAAGAUCCAUUGCUUGGGCGACAGCGCAGCUCGACACACGCUCAACACGAUUGCCGAGAUACGAGAGAACAACCCGGCGGGGCCCCAACACGAAAUCGCACAUUGUGUUUCCGUCCAACCUGAUGACAUUGUCCGCUUCCGCGACCUCAACGUUACAGCAGAAAUGUCCCCGGCCAUGCACUAUCAGACAAAGUUCGAGCCACCCAUUCUCGGCUACAACUGGACGGGCAUGGUGGCGGCGCAGAACCUCGUGACCGUGGGCAGUGACUGGGCCUUUGGCAUGGAUCUCUCCAUCAUCUCGCAUGUUUCGCAUCUCGUCGACCAAAUUGGCGCGGAGAAGAUUAUUGAGAUGCUGACCAUCAAUGGUGCAAAGUCGGUUGGAAAAGACUCGGUGUAUGGCUCUAUUUCCGUGGGCAAGACGGCCAGCUUCAUCACCCUGGACCGCAACCUCCUCGAGGGUGAUUUUGAAAACGCAACGGUCACGAAGACGUGGUUUGAGGGAGAGGUUGUGUUUGACAUUAAUGGUGUUCAUGUUUAG
This is a messenger RNA of Plenodomus lingam JN3, 1578 nucleotides long. RefSeq lists its product as uncharacterized. Gene Ontology annotation, molecular function: hydrolase activity, acting on carbon-nitrogen (but not peptide) bonds. The record is from RefSeq and is a predicted model, not a curated record. Lineage: Eukaryota; Fungi; Ascomycota; Dothideomycetes; Pleosporales; Leptosphaeriaceae.